CCCACCUCGCCACUCGCACUCGUAUCUUCCGUUUCUCUCAAUUCGAACGCUACUCUCGCACCGCUCUCAACCAUGUCUGACGCUCCAGUCGCUGCCGCUCCGGCAACCCCCAAGACUCCUAAGAAGAAGGCUGCAGCCAAGCCCAAGAAGCCCGCCGCUCACCCUCCCACCGCCACCAUGGUCAACGAGGCCAUCAAAUCCCUGAAGGACAAGAAGGGAUCCUCCCUCCAGGCCAUCAAGAAAUACAUCGCCGCCACCUACAAGGUGGAUGCCGACAAACUUGCACCUUUCAUCCGCAAGUACGUCAUCUCCGCCACUGGCUCUGGCAAACUCAUCCUCACCAAGGGUAAAGGCGCCGCCGGAUCCUUCAAGCUCCCAGCCAAGGAAGAGAAGAAGAAGGUAGCCAAGAAACCCGCCAAGCCAAAGGCGGCAAAAGCCAAGAAACCAAAGGCAGCCAAGCCCAAAAAAGCCAAAUCUCCGAAGAAGCCCAAGGCAGCCAAAUCACCGAAGGCCAAGAAAGUCGCCAAGCCACCCACCAAGAAGCCGAAGGCACCGAAACCCAAGAAAGCUGCAGUCAAGAAAAGCCCAAAGAAAGCCGCACCCAAGAAGAAGUAAACAUAUACUCCACCACCCUUCUUCACAACGGCCCUUUUCAGGGCCACCAAA
Molecule: messenger RNA, 666 nt
Organism: Bemisia tabaci
Lineage: Eukaryota; Metazoa; Arthropoda; Insecta; Hemiptera; Aleyrodidae
Product: histone H1-like
Biological process (GO): chromosome condensation; negative regulation of DNA recombination; nucleosome assembly
Cellular component (GO): nucleus; nucleosome
Molecular function (GO): structural constituent of chromatin; nucleosomal DNA binding; double-stranded DNA binding
Source: RefSeq, a predicted model, not a curated record